GCACCAUAAAAAUUGCACCAUGGCUAACUCAGAGAGAAGGAAAACUAACCAAAGUACAUAACGCAAAACCCGUAAUAAUUUGCAAGCGUCCUGAACAUCUGAUCAAUUUUUAGUUUAUUCGCAGCAAUUUUCUUGCAAGCUGUUUGGACACAUGGACACCAAAUCGUGAAAAUUUGAAACAAUUUUUACAAAUUCAACUUAGUAUACAGCUUUCAAGAAAAAAUCUGAAUAAAUAUUUUUCAUUACUCUUGUUUACGUCCAGCGGCGUUCGUGUCCUAGUUUUUAGAGAACAGGAUCGACUUCAAGUAAAAUCUGGGCCCGUAUCUCGUCAUUCGUGACCGAGUGAUUACUCGUUUCGAAUCGAGUCAAACAAAAUGGCAGCUGUUUUCUCCGCAAUACUAUAGCUAACAGGUAGAAACUUCAAGUUCGGACUCGUACGGGAUCGCAACGUGCUCAUGCUUGGAAGGACUUUUUAUACAGAUUGGUCUGCACUUGGUAUCAGCUGAGUUUGACACUGCACAUUUGUUUGUGCUCAUUAUAAGAAAUUGUGAAAACACAACGAAAGGGGAAAUAUUCUUAUUUAAGGGGUUUCUAGCGAAGAAAUUCUUGAAAUUAAAAAUGUUAGACACCUGCCAACGACGUCACAUGCUGCUUGGACUCAGCCUGCUAGUGUCUGCGACCGUUGUAGUGCUAAUGGUGGAAUCCCGUUUUCCGGACAGUGAAACUACUCGGCGCUCGCGUGCACAACAGUUCGUCAUUGAAAACAAUUCCACUUGCUGGCAACGAGAGGAAUAUACUGUAAUCUUGGAGUGUCAUCCCUGUACCGAAUUCGAUAUUAUAAGCAAAAGUCUUGGUGUCUGCAUUCACACGCACUAUAAAGAGGUGCUACGCUGCAAGAGUGGCGAGACGGUGACGCGUAGUUGCGAUCGGGUGGCCUUGAUUGACCAGCGUAAUUUUAUUAAAUUCGAAAUUACAUGUUUUAUUGUUGGUCUAUUUAGCUACUUAGUAUCAUAUGUACGAGAACGGAUACUGACAAGGAGAACUCAUUUAAAAAUCGAACGAAGACUGAAUCGCAUGCAAUAGCAUUAAAACGAGGUACGUAUGUGCAAAUCUAUAAAAUUUACCUAUUGUGUCCGAGUUUUAAAGUAUAAUGCGUACUUAUAUUUUGCAGCUUUCCAUUUUUCGACUUGAGUGUAGUUGGUUGAAGAUACUAAGGUUUUAUAUCCUAGUAAAGUUUUGAGAUUUGUAUGCUAAGUUUCCUAGAUUAGUUAAAAGUUAUUUUAUUGGACGAGUUGGCCUAAGCGAGGGAAAAUAGGUGUGUAUAACUAUUUGAAAAUUUUAGUGACGGCCUCUGAAGCAAAUAGCUGAGGCCAUUUUUGGCAUCUCUGCUGCUCAGAGUUAGCGCAAACUGUAGGAUACGCCCAGGUCUGAAGUUAAUUCGGGCUUUUUUUUUAAUUUAAACUACUCUUGAUACAUUAGAAGCGUGGCUUUGUUUUGAUUUAUGUAUAAUUUUUGGGCCAUUAU
Rhagoletis pomonella (apple maggot) is the source of this 1524-nucleotide messenger RNA. RefSeq names its product protein JTB (gene JTBR). Lineage: Eukaryota; Metazoa; Arthropoda; Insecta; Diptera; Tephritidae. The transcript is spliced from 2 exons. Gene Ontology annotation, cellular component: membrane; centrosome; cytoplasm. The coding region runs from base 619 to 1083 and encodes 154 amino acids. Gene Ontology annotation, biological process: mitotic cytokinesis. The record is from RefSeq and is a predicted model, not a curated record.